This is a messenger RNA of Paramecium primaurelia, 482 nucleotides long. The record is from the annotation of a GenBank genome assembly. Lineage: Eukaryota; Ciliophora; Oligohymenophorea; Peniculida; Parameciidae.
AUGUUUAUUUGUUGUGGGAAGAAAUAAAAAAUUGAAAUUGCUAACUUAAGAUCAUAGCCAUUACAAAGUGUAAAAAUGUAAUUGUAGGAGGAUAGUAUCGAUGCCAAAUUUGAAUUUCACUUAGAUGUAUAUUAUUAACUUAAAUAUAGAAAUUUUAAUGGAAAUUGAUUAGAGAUGCAACAGGAGAAGAAUUGGUUAGAUAAUAAUAGAAAUAGAAAGAGAAGGAGAGAUUGAAAUUAGAAUAAUAACAAAAGUUAUAAAAGGAAGAUGAAGAAUUGUAAAGGUUAUAAAGUUAAAUUGAAUAACAAACAUUUGUUUAAAAAGAAAAGAAGUAAUUACAUGAUUAAUUGAAUGAUCUUUUCACAAAAUUGAAAAAGGAUUAUUUGAUAACUUAAAUUAAGAAUGAAUUACUUAAAAAAAUGAUAGAAGAUGAUAAAAAAUAGAUGGGUGAGAUUACAAACUAUGAAUUUUCUAAAAGUUGA